This is a messenger RNA of Scleropages formosus (Asian bonytongue), 3346 nucleotides long. RefSeq names its product SUMO interacting motifs containing 1 (gene simc1). Lineage: Eukaryota; Metazoa; Chordata; Actinopteri; Osteoglossiformes; Osteoglossidae. The transcript is spliced from 11 exons. Gene Ontology annotation, molecular function: SUMO polymer binding. The coding region runs from base 522 to 2963 and encodes 813 amino acids. The record is from RefSeq and is a predicted model, not a curated record.
CAACGUCCAUGUGAUCCGAAGCGCACCAUUCAGAUUGUAAUUGGUUGACACUUUCAGCCAAUUAAAAUAGUUUUACAGGUCCGACUUCGCCCCUUUUAGUAGAAGCGCUGUGUUCGAAGUGUAACCCACUGGGAGACUCACGGUUUAAAAAAACAACGUCUAACUGCUGAGCAGCGAGCCUAUCAGAAAGUAAUGCGCUGACCAUUUGAUGACUUUAAAAACAACAUGUCGUUGAUCGGAAGCGCGCGCUGGAGCGACGGCAAAAGAAUGCGACUCAACAUGUCUGACGAAGCUCCGGGAGCGACGAAGAUUCGGAUGCAGAGUUGUUGGGCGUUUACACGAAUGGGGAAAGCAAGACCGGCUCGUCUCUUAAAACUGAAUAUUCGAGGUAUUCACCUGAAUUGAAUAACCACAAAGAUUGCAGAUGGACUUAUUCACAGCAGAUAUGCAGUGGAGAAAGUCCCAGCCCACCUGUCCCAGCUCUUGGUAAUUUGUGUGAUGGCAAGCAGCUCGGUUCUAAUAUGAGUUCCCAAAGUCCAAAACAAGGACUUGCAUUUCCAGGAGUUGAAAGGCUGACAGGGUACACUUUCACUCUGCCAAACAACCCUCAGUUUCCAUGUCAGUCUUCAGGAAACCCACUAAGAAAAAAAGAUCGGACAGCUCCAGAGCUGCUGUCUGCCAACGAUCGCUUUCCUGGUAAAACAUGGAUUACAAAAACAACUGAUGGAUGUGAAAAUGAUGUCAGAUGGAGACAUUUGUGGAUGCCACAUGAUUUAUGUGGUUCAUCUUAUAUUGAACCUUCUAACAUUAUCUCCUCACAGAGUUUACAUAGUCAAUUUCCCAGUGACAUGCAUGAUAAAUAUGGCUUUACUACAGACUCUUUAAACAGUACAGUUAAUGCUUCUUACAUUACAGGUCAGCCACCAUCUCCCCACAUGUCUUCACUGCCACAGCAGGGCAGCUCUGUGGAGGUAGGGUUGAAAAAGGGUGGAAAAGUGGAAAGUGUUGCAGAACAUAUUCCACUGGAGUUGGAGAGAAAAAAUUGUGAAGAGUCUGGGGGAAAUAGCUUUCAAAAUGAUGCUGUUGCUCUCUCCCCUGUGAGCUCCUAUGGCUCAUAUUACUGUCCUAGUGAGAUAGACCCAGUUGACGUACACAAUUACAGCACAUGUGAGGCAUUGUUGGACAGUAUCUCUACAGACACCUAUUCCUCAUCGCCAAUAGGUUCUGGCCAGAGUCAAGGCAGUCUUCUAGUAGGAAGUUUAGCUCAGACAUCUGGGUCCUAUGAAAGCAAGGCUGGAGGGACAGCUGAAACCCCCUCCCAGUUUCCCAGUGUCACCCAGUUAAAUGCCAGCUCUGACUCUCAGACGUUGGUUGAUACCAGGAUUGGGCUUGGCUUCGGCCUUGCCCCCAGCCCCAGCAUGCCCCAUGCCACAAGACCCAGCAGCCCAACCUCCACUGAUAUUCUUGCUGGUGACUCUCCUGAUUGGGUGGCUGAUGAUGCUGAGCUGCCCAGUGAUAGCUCACUUAGUGAUAACAAACCAAGCCCCAUCAAUGACCCCUGCAUGCUUACCUUUGGUGAUAUCAGCAAAGUACAAUUGGACAGGGAUGCAAGUCCCAACAGGCACGUGCCCAGUUUCAUUCAGAAUGCUGGUGAGGAAAUGGAGAAGGAGGUUGGUGAGGAGUCUGACCACGAAUCUGGUCUAGACUGCACUUCCCAGGACCGUUGUUACGUGUCCAAAGCCCACUUCAGGAAGCUCAAGCCUUUAAGCAGAAGGCUACCUCAAGACCAGACAUUGGUUGAGGUUGAAGAUGAGGACAAGGAAGAGGAUUUUGGUCCUCGGGAACAGCUUUGUCGGCAAAGCCUGAGCUUGGUAAAUAGCACAAUAGAAGAGAACUACCCAGAAGGCACACUGCAGCUGCUGUCAGAUUUCCUCCAUCCCCGUUUCUAUCCCCCCUCUGAAGUGAUGAACCACCUGAUACGGGGAAUCCUGCUGGACACCCAGUGCCCCAUCACCCUUGUCACCGAGGCCUACAACCUUCUGAUGAGAAUACAAAAGUACCACCCAGCAAACCAGUCUACAUUUCAAUGGGACUGGGAGUUGCUGACCUCUGUCAUGGGCACUCAGGAUAAUUCCAGGAAGCACCGAAGCUCAGUUCAGUGCAUGCUGCUACAGUACAUACUGCAGACACUGGAAGAUGACUUCUGGGCAAAUUUAUACAUGCUGCAACCCUCCAUUGUUAGGGCUGUGCUGUCAUGUGACGGGAAGUUCAGCAAUGUCAGAGAUGUCAUUGGUUGGCUGAUUUGUGCAGUGAAGAAUUCAACAGUUGACCCUGCUGCUGCUGAAGCUGAAACUGCUGAGGAAAAAAUGGACAGGGAUGAAAAUCUUCAGAUAGUGUUCCUCUUGCAGAAAGUGCUGACUCUGGUUGUGGAGGCGGACCGCUUUCCUACCCUCAGCUGCAACAAGCUGUCCCGAGAACUGUUCCAGACACUGGUCAGCACUGUACCCCUCCGACAACACAGGAUGCUUUUGCUGGAGACCAUAGAGAACAAAUUGCUGAGGUGCAAGAUUCUGGAGCUGCUUUUGGAGCACACUUGUCAGCAAAAGACCAAGCUGCCCAUGUCACUAAGCCUCAUAUUGCAUUUUGUCCGCUACUCUCAACCCAUGGAUGGGGCUGAAACACAACAAAAGUGGAGUGACCUCAUCCAGCUGCUUUGGAUGCUGCUGCUCAGCUAUGAGGAGGUGAAGGAGGGUCAUCUGCGACUGUCUAUCUCCGACCGCUUUAGGUCCAAUCGUAUCCCGAUCCAGACGCUACAUGACGAGAUUACACGGGAGGUGGUGCAGGAAGUAGCAGAUGCCUUUCUGUCUCGGGCAUCAGCCGACCUUGGCUCUUCCCUGCCCCCACAAUUACAACAGUCCUUCUCUUAUCUGAAGGAUAACCUGUUGGAAGCCUGUCAGCACUGAUGUUCUUGUUUUUAAAGCCUGUUUUAUAGUGUUAGUUUUGAAAUAUUUAUUUGUGCAAAAAUGCUGUAUGACAUUUUUAAUAUUACACCAAAGCGAAGGAAAGUGAGACUUUUUUUUUUUAAACUUUUCACUGUGUGAAAGAUUAACUUUUAAUGUCUAGUAUUCAAUAUUUGAAUUCAGCAGUAACUGGAAAGAAAAACAAGCCCAUGUACUUCACAAAACAUGAAACCACAUGUUGUGGGUGUGAUAAUCAUCCAUUUUAAAGUACUUGCAUUAGUACGGAUGAAAUUUUUUUUUUUUUUUUUUUUUUUUUUGUAAACAUGCACAUUUUAAUGACUGCUAUUUCAUGGUUGUAUGAAACAAGAAUUUUGUCAUCUAUAGGA